Etheostoma cragini (Arkansas darter) is the source of this 3474-nucleotide messenger RNA. RefSeq names its product probable nuclear hormone receptor HR38. Bases 400 to 2157 code for a protein of 585 amino acids. The transcript is spliced from 7 exons. Gene Ontology annotation, molecular function: zinc ion binding; nuclear glucocorticoid receptor binding; RNA polymerase II cis-regulatory region sequence-specific DNA binding. NCBI's taxonomy places the organism in Eukaryota, Metazoa, Chordata, Actinopteri, Perciformes, Percidae. Gene Ontology annotation, cellular component: transcription regulator complex; nucleus. The record is from RefSeq and is a predicted model, not a curated record. Gene Ontology annotation, biological process: regulation of transcription by RNA polymerase II; cellular response to corticotropin-releasing hormone stimulus.
AGUAAUAGCCCCACGUGAGCACCGCUGUCGGUUUAUUUUUAGAACGCGCACUCCCCCGGCUCUUGCGUCAAUGGAAUCCCGUGUGUGCGUCAUACGGAAGAACGUCUGUGUCGAACAAGACCCUGAUUGGUUACCGACCCGGAAAGUUCCACCGCCCUGUCCACCAUGUUUGGGCAUUGACACGCCUUUUUUGUCGACGCAGACAAAAUAAAACAAGAGUGUAUGGAGCCCCCUGCGUUGGUCUGACCCAGUAUGUGUGUGUGAGAGUGUGUUUGAAUAUGUGUUUGUGUAUGUGUGUGUGUGUGUGCUGACAGCAGCUGACAAAGGUGACAUUUAUCAGUUUCACUCGUUUGGAAUAAAUGAAAAGCUUCAAAAUCCGGAAAUUUACAUAAACCAGCGAUGCCCUGUGUACAAACCCAGCAUGCAUCCCUGCCUCGUGACACCUACUUCAGCCCUGAGUUCUUGAAUCCUGACCUGGUGAUGGACAUCAGUAGCCAAAAGGACCAGCUGUCUACAUCUUCAUUGCCCAGCAUCAACACCUUAGUGGGAAAUGGCUAUGUGGGAGAGUUUGAUGCUUAUUCUUGCAAGAUAUCCACCGCUCCUCCUGCCUCUACAGUUUCAUUCAGCCACGCCACGGUAGCUGAAAGCUCCUGCGCUCAGAUGCAGAGCCAAGCCUUCAAACUGGAUGAUCUUCAGGUGUAUGGCUGUUACCCAGGUUCCUUUGCGCUGAGCUGUCUUGAUGAAACGUCAUGUGGCUCUGACUAUUAUAGCAGCCCAAUUUAUGCUGCUGUUUCUCCUCCAUUAUCUGGCUUUCAGACCCAGCCUGCACCUGUCUGGGAUUCCACUUUCAGCCCCUACCCCUCAGCCCCCCCCUCCUCUGCGGCUGAUAAAACCUCUAUGGCCCAGCAGCUCUUCUUUUUCACCUUUAACCCCGCACCAAAUCAGAACUCUCCCGUAGGGCAGCAUCAGGAUGCUCAGCCGGGCCACAAUGACCCUUUCUUCAUGCCUCCUCAGCAGCAUGUCUCUCCACUUCAGUGUCCUCCCAUUUCCCUGGAGCACAUACCCCUAGAAAGCCCUGGGAUAGUGGAGGGGGCCAUGACGUCUCCAAAAUCCCAGAACCCAGGAUCCAGUGAGGGCCGCUGUGCGGUUUGUGGGGACAAUGCAUCCUGUCAGCACUAUGGAGUACGCACCUGUGAGGGUUGUAAAGGUUUCUUCAAGCGAACUGUACAGAAAAAUGCCAAGUAUGUGUGCCUUGCCAAUAAAGACUGUCCUGUGGACAAGAGGAGGAGAAACCGCUGCCAGUUCUGCCGUUUCCAGAAAUGUCUUGCAAUGGGAAUGGUCAGAGAAGUUGUUCGCACAGACAGCCUUAAAGGUCGCCGGGGUCGUCUUCCCUCCAAAACUAAGACUGUGGCCGAGUCUUCAUCCACAACCCCCAAUGUCAACACCAUAGCCUCUCUUGUCAGGGCUCAUUUUGACUCAAACCCAACCAUUGGAAAGCUUGACUACUCCAAGUACGAUGAGACAGUGGACAACCUGACAGAAAAGGAGGAUGCCGGUGAUGUUCAGCAGUUUUAUGAUUUACUGACUGGUGCUUUGGAUGUAAUAACAAACUGGGCUGAAACCAUCCCAGGAUUCACAGAAUUCUGCAAAGAGGACCAGGAGCUGCUUCUUGAAUCAGCCUUUGUUGAGCUCUUCAUUCUGCGACUCGCAUACAGGUCAAAUCCUGAGAAGAGCAAGCUGAUCUUCUGUAAUGGUUUGGUCCUCCACCGACUACAGUGCAUUCGCAGUUUUGGUGACUGGAUUGACUCCAUCAUGGAUUUCUCCCAGAGCCUUCACCGCAUGAACCUAGAUGUCUCCUUGUUUUCCUGCCUUUCAGCGUUAGUUAUUAUCACCGAUCGCCAUGGCCUGAAAGAGCCCAAACGGGUCGAGGCCUUUCAGACUCAUCUCAUCACUUGUUUGAGGGAACACAUGAGUGGAAACGGAUCGGAACCAAGUCGGACCCAGUCCAACUAUCUUUCUCGUCUUUUAGGCAAACUCCCCGAACUGAGGACUCUUUGCACACAGGGCCUGCAGCGCAUCUUCUACCUGAAACUGGAGGACCUGGUUCCCCCUCCACCAAUAGUAGAGAAAAUCUUUAUGGAUACUCUGCCAUUCUGAAGAAAACACGGACAUAUUUGUGUUGUUUAUGUACAAAAAAAAAUGAUAGACACAAAGAACCUAAUGUGAGGUUUUAAUUCUACUGGUGAACCUCCUUCCAUCACACUGACUUGUGGGCUGACAUUUGUCUGACAUUUUUCAAGAGACCAUUCUCACAUAUGUUCAAAAAUGGAAUAUGGUACCUGUGUGAGUACCGCUUAAAGAUAUAUUUCAGUUUAAUGAAACUUUCACAAACAGAGCUGAAAUACAGUACAGGACACAGUUUAUAUACUGUAUAUGUUUGUGUGCAUUUGUAAAAUGACUUUAUUGCUGUGCUGGAUGUGUUAAUGUUGUCCUGCUAUGCAGCUAGUAAGACAUGGAUAUUUGGCUAGAUGCAAUCCCUGGUUACGUUCUCAGCUUUUCUUAUGAACAAAAGAAACACACUAAUCUCUCAAAAAGCAUGCUUUGCUUUUUAAUCCGACUAAGAAGAUGGGAUAGUCCUACUUUUCAAAAGGAAAAUUUUACAGUUUCUUUGUGUCACAAAAGAUAGUUUUAGUCCUAAUCGUGCUCCCGUGGAAGGUCUUGGACCAAAGCUUACUCUUAUUUUGAUACUGCCACUUACACACCUUUUUGCCUAAUGCUAACCAAUAUGUUAUGCUAUAACUCCAUCCUGCCAUUUUGCAACACCUUGUAAAAGCUGAUGCUGACAGGGUUCCUGUUGAACCACAUGUUCCUGUAACAACAUACUUUGUAGUUUUAAGAACAAAAAUUGACUUUCUGAAUCGAAAUACAAAGUGCCUUUUAUAAAACAUCACUCCUCAACCCAUAAUAAGUAACACUAAGUAAGUUUUCAUUCCAAAUAUCACAUAGCCCUAUUUAUUACAGAUGUGAAAUAAUCUUUGAGACCAUCAAAAAUAUUUUUGUAUUUGAUAUGAAGUGCCUGAGGCAUGCGACUGUCAAAACACUUUGACAAAGACAUACAGUGCUUGAGACGCACUUCACACGGCUAAACAAAGAGGACAUUAGGGGAUGAGCCGCCCAGUUUAAGAUUGAAUUGAGUUAAAGCACAUUUCAGAAUCUCUUUCUAUCCGCAAUUACAACAAGUAAGUAAGUACACAGUAUACCCUAUAUUUGUUUUUACCCAACACUGCUUGAAAAUAUACAUGCACAAGCAGACGUUUUAUGUUUGACAUCCACUGGCUACUUGUCUUUGGCUGCAGAUCUGUUACCCUACAUGUGUUCGUAAAGCUCUUCUACUGUCUUCCACAUUAUUCUGAGUUGUGCAGUUGGGUUUAUUUUGUAUUUUAAUCUCAAAAGGCGCUAAAUAAAUAUGUUAAG